Messenger RNA from Platichthys flesus (European flounder), 632 nucleotides. Its product is annotated as lymphoid enhancer-binding factor 1-like. The record is from RefSeq and is a predicted model, not a curated record. Gene Ontology annotation, cellular component: beta-catenin-TCF complex. Gene Ontology annotation, biological process: canonical Wnt signaling pathway; regulation of transcription by RNA polymerase II. The transcript has 3 exons. The coding region runs from base 144 to 437 and encodes 97 amino acids. NCBI's taxonomy places the organism in Eukaryota, Metazoa, Chordata, Actinopteri, Pleuronectiformes, Pleuronectidae. Gene Ontology annotation, molecular function: DNA-binding transcription factor activity, RNA polymerase II-specific; RNA polymerase II cis-regulatory region sequence-specific DNA binding.
UAAGAUCAGGACAGAGAUUAUACAAGGCUGGGUUGGGUAUACAUAUGUGACACCAGGGGGACAGAUGACACAGAGGAGGCGGUUUGUCUCACCCCCUGUUUUGUGUGUGUUCUUGUUUUCAGUUCAACAAUGUGCCAACAGCGAUGCACACCAGGCACCUGGAGGUGAGGCUGGCUCCUGUUGGAUUAUUCAAAGGAAAGAUGAUUUACGGAGCUCCAGGAGACAGAGUUCCUUCUCCAGUGAACGUCCACAACUCAGAAAAGAGGAAACAUGAGAGCCAGCAGGAUGAUGAGAGGCCUUACGUCCCGAAGCCACCCAACGCCUUCAUGCUUUUCAUGAAGGAGCAGAGGCCGUACAUUCUGGCCACCCACAAAUCCACUGACUCUGCCACUGUCAGCAUGAUUAUUGGAAGGAAGGUAUGUGUCUUUGCUCUGUAGGUUUGAGACUCAGUGUCACACAAACUUCAUCAGACAGUGUCUGAGACCACACUUCUAAAACCUUCCUCUAACUUUAAUCUUGACAGUAAGUUUUAUUUCUGUGCAUUAUUUGUUACUUAUUUUCACUUUACAAGAGAACAGAUCUAAGGUUUCAAUACAGGACCUAUACCGACUCAUGCAGAUCUAUGUGGAUUA